AUGACUUCUCGCCUCGUUCACACGUUUUCGCGAUUGUUGAGCGUCUCACAAAGUUGCCGCAGUCUGACACGAGCGGAAAUUCCCGGAGAGAAAUUGGAUGCAAAAAGGUAAGUUUUUCAAUGUUUACAAACAUUUAUUCCAUUCGAAACUACGAGUUUUAUGCACAAAGAUCAGUUGUUUUCAAAAUUUUCCGGGAAAAUUUAACUUUCUCAUUGUUGUUCGUGUGGCCGAAAGAGAACAAAUUUUGAACAAUUCACCGCCUUCACACCCUCCAUCAUGUUCUCUUGCUCGUCUUUUAUAACUUUAUUGUUCUUCAGUACAUUUCUUUCAUUUCUGCUGAGUGCCAGAUGUUCCAACUGUCUGAACUACUUCUCAAUGUGAUGUUCUAACAGUUUGCAAUAAAUUGGACCCUUUAGAAUACGUCAGUGGAGCACCAAACACUAUAAAUGUACAGAGUGUACAAUACAGUUGCAUUUUGAACCUGUUCUCCUGAAAAUUUGAAAAAAUUUAUGAAUUUUCUGCAAAUGCGCUAACAGGUAUCCAAAGAGUUGGGACGCGGGCGAAGAGAACCACGAGACGGGGGGAGAUGCUGCACUGUCUAAUUCCAGAGCCCGUCUUCUGUAUCAAAGCAAAAAGCGUGGAAUUCUGGAGAACGACAUUCUGCUCGGCGAUUUCGCAGACGAGAAUCUGAAAAAGAUGAGCGCGGAGCAGCUGAAGGCGUACGACAAACUGAUUAACGGAGAGCACAUGGAAUGGGACCUCUUCUAUUAUCUGUCGAACAAAAAAACGCCGCCGGAAGACGUCGGCAACUGUUCCGUCUACCAGAUGGUCAAACAGUUUGUCGACAGAAAACGAGUGCCCAGAUCUUCCUAA
Molecule: messenger RNA, 873 nt
Organism: Caenorhabditis sp. 36 PRJEB53466
Lineage: Eukaryota; Metazoa; Nematoda; Chromadorea; Rhabditida; Rhabditidae
Source: the annotation of a GenBank genome assembly